AUGGCCAAGAACAAACUAAGAGGGCAGAAGUCCAGGAAUGUAUUUCAUAUAGCCAGCCAAAAAAAUUUUAAGACUAAAAACAAAGCAAAACCAGUUAUCACUAAUCUUAAGAAGAUAAACACUGUGAGUGAUGAAAAAGUUAACAGAGUGAAUAAAGCUUUUACAGAUACACAAAGGGAACUUCCACAUUUCUCAAAAGGCCUUUCCCUUGAACCUCUACAGAAACAGCUGAUUCCUCAGCACGACUUUCAGUCAUGA
This is a messenger RNA of Enhydra lutris kenyoni (northern sea otter), 258 nucleotides long. RefSeq lists its product as uncharacterized. Gene Ontology annotation, biological process: ribosome biogenesis. The transcript has a single exon. Bases 1 to 258 code for a protein of 85 amino acids. Gene Ontology annotation, cellular component: nucleolus. The record is from RefSeq and is a predicted model, not a curated record. NCBI's taxonomy places the organism in Eukaryota, Metazoa, Chordata, Mammalia, Carnivora, Mustelidae.